AUGUUUAUCAUCAAGGCAACAAGUUUUUAUGAUUCUCGAUUUCUGCGCUUGUUGAGAUUCUAUAUACUCCUGACGGGAAUACCAGUGGCUGUGCUCUUAACAUAUAUCAAUGUCUUUAUUGGUGAAGCUGAACUUGCAGAGAUUCCUGAAGGUUAUGUUCCAGAGCACUGGGAAUACUACAAACACCCCAUAAGCCGCUGGAUAGCUCGGUACAUACUUGACCCCCCUGAGAAAAACUAUGAGAAGGACAUGGCCCUGCUUGAUGUGGAAGCAAGGAAAACUGAACUGAGGAUUCUGGAGUUGGAGGCACGCAGACUGAUGAGACACCGGGGAGAUGGACCUUGGUACCAUUAUGAAACGCCUGACAAAAAUCUUGUUGACAAUUCUAAUAAAUCCACACCUGACAAUUAA
Messenger RNA from Poecile atricapillus (Black-capped chickadee), 411 nucleotides. It is a transcript of the gene NDUFB5, whose product is annotated as NADH:ubiquinone oxidoreductase subunit B5. NCBI's taxonomy places the organism in Eukaryota, Metazoa, Chordata, Aves, Passeriformes, Paridae. The coding region runs from base 1 to 411 and encodes 136 amino acids. The transcript is spliced from 5 exons. The record is from RefSeq and is a predicted model, not a curated record.